AGCAAUAUUUACUUACUUAAGUGACCUAGAGGAAGUAAAUAUUAAGUUUUACGUUUUGUAGGUAAAACUUAAAUAAUACGUAGCAUUUUAUUCUAUUGUCCUAAAUUUAGUCAAACUUGUCCCUUUUUUAGUAGCAACACUUAUGAAAUGUCAUAAUUCUACGGAAUGAAAAAUCAGAGUUUUUUUACUUGAAACUGGCAUAAAGUCAAAACUAAUAAACAACUAUAAUAUUUAAAAAAAACAGAUUAUACUGUAUAGUAACAAAUGUUUUAUGUUACUGAUUUGAAAUUUGUAUGGCUGCAUUAUAUAAAUUAACUAAUAAUAUCUUCUAGUUGAAGGUUAUGGCAGACAUAAAGUUCAAAAAAUUCCUUUUAAAUAGAGUUACUAUCUCAACAAGCGUUACUGAUUAUUUGGAAACCUGUUUAUCAACAGAUGAUGAUGUUUGUAAAUACAGUUUUCAUAAAAUUAUGCUACACAAUUGGACUGAUGAUGAGGUGAAUCUUUAUGAAGCCUUAAGUAGUUUCUUUUCUGUUACAUUCAUCCCCGUUAACUUUGUAACACAGAACGGAAUCACAACAUUUUACACUAGCAGUUUAAGUUUUGUAUUAAAAAUUAUAAAGGUGGACUUCCUAUUUCCAUAUGUGAGAAAAAUGUGUAGUAUAGAUAUACUUUUAAAUGACAAAUCAUCAAUGGAAUUGUUUGACUACCAAGUAUCUCUAGAAGAUAUAGUAAGAAAUACUGUUAAUUCAAGAUUUGGGAUUAAUUUUGAGCUUAAUUUAUCUAACUUCUGUAAUGAUAAAGAGUUUGUGGAUAAGAAAAUUGAUUUUUAUAAACUUUCAUUGCUGUCCCAAUUCAAGAUACUUAUGCUAAGAAUGGGAAAGGAAACAAAAUAUUUAAAUUUGAGUCACAAUAAUUUAAGUCAGGUGCCCCUAGAAAUCCUUAACUUUUUCAUUAAAGGAGACCUUGUUGGUGUUGAUUUAAGUUAUAACCAAAUACCUUCGCUGGUAGAACUACAAAGAGUAAGCAGUAAAAUAGAAAAACUAUGGGUCGAGGGAAACCCUCUGUGUACGGAAUUAGAUGUAUCAAGCUAUAUAAGGAAAAUAUCUAUAAAAUUCCCUAGGUUAAUUGAAUUGGAUGGCAUCAAAAUUAACAAUCAUGGAAUAAUGAUGCCAUUCUUCAAAACAUUCAUCAGAACUGUGAAACUGAAGACAAAUAUGGUGGUCGAAAAAUUCGUUUGUCUCUACUUCUCACAUUAUGACUCUAAUUUGCGGUCAAAUCUUGCUAACUUCUACGACGAAGCUGCUCUAUUUACAAUUAAUUGCCAUUUUCCAGGAUCAGAUGUAACCCACAAUAAAGGUACAUAUAUUAAAGGGCGGGAAAAUAUUGUGUCAAUGCUCAGUUCAUUACCUCCCACAGUUCAUGAUCGAAGUACGUUUACCGUUGAUGUACUAAGUCAUAGUAGAAAAAAUCUUAAUCUGGUAAUAGAAGGAGUAUACAAGGAGAAGCUCUCUGAUGUUGAAAGAAUUAUGUUUUUCCGAAGAACAUUUAUGAUUGACAUUCAUACAGAGGAUACCACAGCAACGCAUUUUAUUAAUAGAGAAAUCUUUACUUAUACACUUGCAACGGAGGAGAUGGCCGACAACAGUUUUAAGACACCGGUUAGAAAUGAAAAUCAGCUGACUCUCAUCGACCCGGAACCAGAGGAGCGCGAAGUGGUGUGUCGAGUGUUCACCCACUACACGCAAUUAAAGAGAGACGAGGUCGAGAGGCGCUUAAAACAACAUGAUUGGGAUAUACACGCCGCUUUAAAACAGUUCUGUGACGAUUAUAGAUUAGCUAGUAUAUCUCCAGACAAGUUUAGAGGAGAAGAUGACUUGUCCGACGUAUCGAUGGAUUCUGAUGCAGAAUCAUAACGAAUUAAACAUACAUUUUGUUUAAAUAUGAAUUCCAAUAAAUACCAAUGCAAUAUCAUAAUAAUU
Messenger RNA from Pieris brassicae (large cabbage white), 1979 nucleotides. Its product is annotated as nuclear RNA export factor 2-like. The coding region runs from base 342 to 1913 and encodes 523 amino acids. Lineage: Eukaryota; Metazoa; Arthropoda; Insecta; Lepidoptera; Pieridae. The record is from RefSeq and is a predicted model, not a curated record. The transcript has 10 exons. Gene Ontology annotation, biological process: poly(A)+ mRNA export from nucleus. Gene Ontology annotation, cellular component: nucleus. Gene Ontology annotation, molecular function: RNA binding.